This is a messenger RNA of Symbiodinium pilosum, 176 nucleotides long. NCBI's taxonomy places the organism in Eukaryota, Dinophyceae, Suessiales, Symbiodiniaceae. The record is from the annotation of a GenBank genome assembly.
GAGCUUCAUCAGGAACGGCAGCCCCGCUUGGUUGGAUUACGGCUUCUACUAUGCCUCGAAAUCAUUCUAUGACCCGAUCCUCAAGAUCCAGAUCAUCUUUGGCUGGAUUGGAGAGCAUGGACCGGCAAAAGGGUGGUCCGGUGCGCAGUCCUUGCCGCGCGCGGUGGAAUAUGAUG